AGAAAGGCGCGAGGCGGCUGGCGUGGGGGACUGUUGGAGUAGCCAUGUUGGGGCGGGCGAGGCUAGGCGGCGUGGCAGUCCUGCGGGCUCUCCAGCCCCUUGCCGCGGACCAUGGCUGCUUGGCAGCAGGAGCCGCCGCCUCCGCCGCGCUCCCGCACAGGCGAAAUUAUGCAGCUAAGACUUCUGAGUCUGCCAAAUCUGGUACUGCAACAGGGCGUAUUGUUGCAAUUAUUGGUGCUGUUGUUGAUGUCCAGUUUGAUGAAGGCCUUCCUCCAAUUCUCAAUGCCCUGGAAGCGUCAGGCCGUGAAACUAGAUUGGUGUUGGAAGUUGCUCAGCACCUUGGUGAAAAUACUGUUCGAACAAUUGCCAUGGAUGGCACUGAAGGCUUAACCCGCGGGCAGAGAGUUCUGGACACAGGUGCACCUAUAAAAAUUCCAGUUGGGCCAGAAACACUGGGAAGGAUCAUGAAUGUAAUUGGUGAGCCAAUUGAUGAAAGAGGACCUAUUGCAACGAAACAGUUUGCAUCUAUUCAUGCUGAAGCUCCUGAAUUUCAAGAUAUGAGCGUUGAGCAAGAAAUUCUUGUGACUGGUAUUAAGGUUGUAGAUUUAUUGGCUCCAUAUGCCAAAGGAGGUAAAAUUGGGGAGCGUACACGAGAGGGUAAUGACUUGUAUAAUGAAAUGAUUGAAUCUGGUGUCAUCAACCUGAAGGAUGCCACUUCCAAGGUUUCACUUGUGUAUGGUCAAAUGAAUGAGCCUCCAGGUGCCCGUGCCAGAGUAGCCCUGACUGGUUUGACAGUUGCUGAAUAUUUCCGUGAUCAAGAAGGACAGGAUGUGCUUCUCUUUAUCGAUAAUAUCUUCAGAUUUACCCAGGCUGGUUCAGAGGUGUCUGCACUUCUUGGUCGUAUCCCCUCUGCUGUAGGGUAUCAGCCAACGUUGGCUACUGACAUGGGAACAAUGCAGGAAAGAAUAACUACUACUAAAAAGGGAUCAAUUACAUCAGUACAGGCUAUCUACGUACCAGCUGAUGACUUGACUGACCCUGCUCCAGCUACUACUUUUGCACAUUUAGAUGCUACUACAGUAUUAUCCCGUGCCAUUGCUGAACUGGGUAUCUAUCCAGCAGUGGACCCUCUGGAUUCUACUUCACGUAUCAUGGACCCUAACAUUGUUGGCAGAGAGCAUUAUGAUGUGGCUCGUGGUGUACAGAAGAUUCUUCAGGAUUACAAAUCCCUUCAAGAUAUUAUUGCUAUUUUGGGAAUGGAUGAAUUGUCUGAGGAAGAUAAACUAACUGUAUCCCGGGCUCGAAAAAUCCAGAGGUUUUUGUCUCAGCCUUUCCAGGUUGCUGAAGUCUUCACUGGCCAUGCUGGAAAAUUGGUGCCUUUGAAGGAAACAAUCAAGGGAUUCAAGAGCAUUUUAUCUGCUGCCAAAUCCUUGCCUCUCACUUGGGACAUCUCUAACCUUUUUCAAGAAUUAUGUUCCAGACUCCCCUUUGUUUGGGCAGAAAAGUUUUCUUGCAGUUUGGUGCCUGCUCUUCUCUGCCCACCCAUCCCGGUUACUGGUCAACUCCCUCCACCUACCAAGCAAUACCCUCUCAAACCUGAAGCCGUGGACACGGUGACAAAUGUGGCUCCCCACGUUAAUCCUCCUGGCAAAUGUACCUGAUGCAGCCUCCUGGGACCCGCCUUUGGUAAAUGUCACGAAAGCCACCUGCUUCAAAGCUGGCCAGUAUGUGCAACUCUCUACAGGAGGCAGCAUAAAGAAACUAGACACUUGGUUUAUCCCCAGACCGGAUUACCUGGUACCAAGGUCCCAAUCCGACUACCACAGCCUGGGAGCAGUCUUCGGCUCCAUCACUGCAUCUGGACUGUAACUGGGUAUUUAGCUUCAGAGGAUGUGGGCACACACAUAUAGGAUCCCCAAUUUCGGGAUGCAAGAUCACAGAAUGUUGGGAAAAGGACCAAAGGACAGUGUCAAUUUAAGGAUACCCCCCUAGAACCAACAAACUAUUUCCAGGUCCUCGGAUGGAUCAGUCAAGAUUCACACCAUUUAUGAAGCCGCUAAUGGGUUGGGAGAAUAUAGGUGUGAAUGUUUGUGGGAGAGUUGGGCACUUUUCAUUAACCUAACUGUGUCUGUAGAUGCAGGAUGAAUGGAUGUUCCUCCUCCGCUGCGGGAACCUGGGAUGGAGGGACGUUAUUGUCAAGUUAAAUGUUUACAUUGUACUGAUAUACAAUAUUAUAACCUGACCACUUAUGGAUACUCCCUGCCUACUAUCUGUCCGGCACUGUAGCCUACACCACCAGAUGGCAUUAUCUAAGUAGGCCCCAAUGAAACGCUUUUGUAUGAUGCCCUUAUGGUCUCUGUUCAGGUUAAAUAUGAUUUGUCCAGAUUUUUGGCACCCUUGCGAAAUGUGUGCUCAGAUCACCCCAGCUCCCUGCAA
Messenger RNA from Chelonia mydas (Green sea turtle), 2436 nucleotides. RefSeq names its product ATP synthase subunit beta, mitochondrial. Lineage: Eukaryota; Metazoa; Chordata; Testudines; Cheloniidae. Gene Ontology annotation, molecular function: ATP hydrolysis activity; proton-transporting ATP synthase activity, rotational mechanism; ATP binding. Bases 45 to 1661 code for a protein of 538 amino acids. The record is from RefSeq and is a predicted model, not a curated record. Gene Ontology annotation, biological process: proton transmembrane transport; proton motive force-driven mitochondrial ATP synthesis. The transcript has 11 exons.